This is a messenger RNA of Loa loa (African eye worm), 858 nucleotides long. RefSeq lists its product as hypothetical. Gene Ontology annotation, molecular function: G protein-coupled receptor binding; guanyl-nucleotide exchange factor activity. The transcript has 6 exons. Gene Ontology annotation, biological process: G protein-coupled receptor signaling pathway. Lineage: Eukaryota; Metazoa; Nematoda; Chromadorea; Rhabditida; Onchocercidae. Gene Ontology annotation, cellular component: cytoplasm. The record is from RefSeq and is a predicted model, not a curated record. The coding region runs from base 1 to 858 and encodes 285 amino acids.
AUGGUUCUGCAAAACAUUGUACCUCCAGAAGUUAUCAAAUUAUUUUUUCCUAAUCUCGAAGAACUGUUGGAAGUGCAUGGCAAUAUGUCUAGAAUGAUGAGAAAUAUGGUGGAAGAAUGGAAACGAGAUUGUGAUUUAAACGGUUUAUUGGGUGAUGUUGGUUUGCUGAUGGAAGAUUUGUUCGAUGGUGAAAACGGUGUAAAGCUUAUGGAAGCAACUGCAAUCUUUUGUCAACAUCAGCAGCAUGCAUUGGACAUCCUAGGACAACGGUGUAAAAAGGAGAAGGACGAUCAGUUGAGCAGAUUUUUGAUUGAAGCUGAAUGCAAUCCCUUGUGUCGUAAGCUACAACUGAAAGAUAUGCUUCCUGUUGAGAUGCAAAGGCUUGUCAAAUAUCCGUUAUUAUUGGAAACAAUUGCCAAGUACACGCAAGAACCAUCUGAGGAACAAACGAAAAUUUUGAACAGUGUUAACUCUGCCAAGCGGAUACUUUCAGCAGUGAAUACGGCAAAACGAAAUGCUGAAAAUCUGAGAAGGUUGGAAGAGUUGCAGAAACGUUUAGUUACAACAUCUUACGAUCGUGAAAACUUCAGCAGCGAUUUCCAUUCUUUCAACUUGACACACUACAAGUUGAUCCAUGAUGGACCUCUCACUUGGCGUUGUAGUCGGAAUAAAAUGAUCGAAUUGCAUGUUGUGCUUCUUGAAAAUGUGCUAAUAUUGCUCACAAAAACGGGUGAUGGGAGCAAAUUGCUUCUGAAAGUUCAGGAACCGUCAAAAGAUACACGAUGGUCUCCCAUAUUACCUUUGACAACACUGAUUGCCAAGGAAAAGCUAAUGAUAAGAGGGCUUUAUUUAUUGUAA